AUGGCGGCGGCAGCUCCCUCCCUGCCCGGCAGCGCUUCGGGGCUGGGGCAGCCCGAGCAAGCCUCCUGCUUUCUUUCCGGGGAGAAGAAAUCGCCCAGGGCUGCGAGCUGCUAUAGUGUAGGUUUUAUGCAUGUCUCUGUGGGUACUCAGUAAAGAAACUGUAUGUGCAGGAUACAUCACCUCAGUGAAUAAGUGUUCCAGGUGGACCCAAUAGAUUCCUUCAGUGCAGUCCCUUACUGGCUUCUGAAUCCAAGAAAACAAAACCAAAAGUUCAUUGGCAAUGUUUUACAGAAGUUUUGUGAACUGAAUACAAACUAGAAGCUGUGGAUGCCCCAUCCCUGGAGGCGUUCAAGGCCAGAAAUUGUGAAAUUAUCAGGGCUUCUGUUGGCAUCACUGUUGGCUUGGUACACGGGAUACUUAUUCGCUGGUCUUUUAUCCGAAGACUCAAUGUCAACAUCUAUCAGUUAUCUUCAAGACAUUGGAAAGAAACCAGUGUUGAAGGCUCCAGUUCCCAAAAGGCAAAAAUGUGAUCACUGGUCUCCCUGCUUACCUGGGACCUACGCCUAUCGGGUUCGUAGUGGCGGUGGCAGAGAAAAUCUGGCUAAAAUCUGUUUUGAGGAUGAGCUGAUUAUAAGUGAAGAGAAGGGUAAUGUUGGAAGAGGUAUAAACAUUGCCAUUGUGAAUUAUAAAACAGGAAAAAUGAUAUCAGCAAAAUUUUUUGACAUGUGGGAAGGAGAGCACUCAGAAGAGAUGGCGACUUUCAUCAAAAAUGCACCACAAGGAUCCCUGCUUUUGAUGGUGACUCAUGAUGAUGGAAGCACCCGGUUAAAAAGUGAUGUCAAAACAUUGAUAGAAGCCCUGGGAAGUAAAGAAAUACAGAAUAUGAAGUUCAGGUCAAGCUGGGCUUUUAUAGCUGCCAAAGGCUUCAAGCUGCCAGAUGAUAUCCAAACAGAAAAGAUAAACCACUCUGACAAUAAGAAGAACAGAUACAGUGGCUGGCCAGCUGAAAUUGUGAUAGAAGGCUGUAUCCCAAGAAACUUGAUCUGA
Messenger RNA from Cygnus atratus (black swan), 1047 nucleotides. RefSeq names its product FAM3 metabolism regulating signaling molecule B (gene FAM3B). The record is from RefSeq and is a predicted model, not a curated record. NCBI's taxonomy places the organism in Eukaryota, Metazoa, Chordata, Aves, Anseriformes, Anatidae.